Molecule: messenger RNA, 1085 nt
Organism: Lathyrus oleraceus (garden pea)
Lineage: Eukaryota; Viridiplantae; Streptophyta; Magnoliopsida; Fabales; Fabaceae
Product: putative fasciclin-like arabinogalactan protein 20
Exons: 1
Coding region: 98-955 (285 amino acids)
Source: RefSeq, a predicted model, not a curated record
UAUAAUUUCCCGCCCAAAUCUUAAUUUCUUCCACCCAUCCUUGAGAAACUCCAUUGUUGGCAAGAAAUCAAAGAAACACCACAAAAUCUCAAUCCCAAUGAAUCAAAACCCCACCACCCUCUUCCUCCUCCUCACCCUCACUCUUACCCUCCUCCACUUCCCUACCACCACCUCCUCCACCCAACUCCUCUACUCCACCGCCACACAAACCCUCACCAACUCCAACUUCCUUUCCAUGGCCCUCACGCUCCGCUUAGCUUCCCCUUCCCUCCCUCCCACAACCUCCGCCACGAUAUUCGUCCCCUCCGACGCCACCUUCCGCCGCCGUGGCCCCCUCCCUCUCUCCCUCCUCCAAUACCACAUCAUCCCUUCCAAAAUCCCUCUCCAUUACCUCACAUAUCUCCCAAUCACCACUCAAUUACCAACUCUCCUCCCAAAUUCCCCUCUCACCAUCACUUCUUCCUAUCCUCACCUCUCCAUCAACAACGUAACCGUCUCAACAACCACUCCUCUCUUCAAAAAACCCUCCCUCCUCAUUCUUCCCAUCGACGAUUUCUUCAAUUCCUCUUCCCUCUUUCUCCCCAAACCUCUCCUCCGUAUCCUCCAAUCCAACAACUGCUCCAUCGCCGCCGCAUUAUUCGAAUCUCUAUCAACAGAACCAUUCGUCAGCGCCAAGAAACUGACUAUCUUCGCGCCAUCGGAUGAAUCCCUCAGAAACGUAACUGAUUAUGACAUAACGGUUUUCAGGAAACACGUGGUUAUUGGAUUGAUUACGUGGCGUGAUUUGAUUCAUCUUCCUAAUGAUACUCUGUUACCAACUCUUUUUGAAGGAUUUGAUAUUAGAGUAAGUAUUUUUCCAAAUCUUCAAUUGGUUAAUGGUGUGAGGAUUGUUGUUCCGAAUAUGUAUUGUGGUGAUUUCGUUGUUGUUCAUCGUGUUGAUGGAUUGCUUGAUUAAGGAACGUGCUGAAUGUGAUUGGUAUAUAGGUUUUUCUGACGAGGUGUAUAUUGAUUCAUAGUUGAAAAUAACUGUAAUUGAAUUUUUAGAUGGUAUAGUAUAGCAUGAAUAGAUAAAUGAACUCCACUGA